AUGUCGUCGACAGCGGGAACUCGACGACCCCGCCAAAUCACACCUACAUCGCCCUCGCCCUCUCCUGAACCACAACCAGGUGCGACGAACGGCUCGUCUUCCACGAUCAAUGUCGCUGUUCCGUCCGCAUCUGCACCUGCGCAAGUGGCGCCCUCACAGGUAGCAGCAGCAGCUGCUACACCAGUAGACGCAGCAGAAGCUGUGCGUAUCAAUCUGGAAACGCGCGUGCGCUCCGUCGUCGACCUGCUCUACCAGCUCGCGGUUUGCUCUGCCGAUGUACAGGAAGGCUCGCAGCACCUCGUUGCGAACAAAGUCAACGAAUGCAUCCAAGCUCUAGCAGCUCUCGAUGCCACCAAGGACGAACUGCAUAGAGCACACAUGAUGAUUCCACAAGACGUCCUCGAGAUGCUCGAUACGGGCAAAAAUCCAGAUAUCCACACAAGAAAUUUUGUCAAUCGGUUGGCGAGUGAGAAUCAGUACAGCUACGGUCAGCAUCGCGCAGUGGAAAGGUAUAAGGCUACAUUGGAUGCUGCGCUGGAUCAAGCAUUCCCAGAGUUGAAGGCGGCACAGGCCGAGUCGACCGAGACCAAGUAA
Messenger RNA from Mycosarcoma maydis (corn smut), 594 nucleotides. RefSeq names its product mediator complex subunit NUT2. The record is from RefSeq and is a predicted model, not a curated record. Gene Ontology annotation, molecular function: transcription coregulator activity. The transcript has a single exon. Gene Ontology annotation, cellular component: mediator complex. The coding region runs from base 1 to 594 and encodes 197 amino acids. Gene Ontology annotation, biological process: regulation of transcription by RNA polymerase II. Lineage: Eukaryota; Fungi; Basidiomycota; Ustilaginomycetes; Ustilaginales.